AUGCAGGAGGCCAUACCCAAGCUCCUUCAAACUAUCGAACAGAAAGAGAUUCGGCUCGUCACCAACGCAUUCAACUCCACCCCGGAAUUCAUUGCAUACUUCCAAGCCGCCGCCACCGGUGCUGUGCCUCUUAUUCUUUUGGAUGUUGCGCAGUCUAUCAAAAGAAUCGGUGCAAGGCUUGAUGGCAUCAAAGACGAGCUCGCGAUUUCAAACAUAGCGAAGGUUCAAGGCUGGGCUGACGAUGGCUUCGGGACAUAUGUGCACCGAUUCGUUCGGAACGAAAUGGCUCCGGCUGAGGGGCGUACAAAGGGAGAGAGUCACUUCUUCUAUGUAUGGAACCCUGAUAGCGAUUGGUAUCCAGACUUCGAAGGAAGGCAGAGAGAGGAUCCGCUGGGUCCCAACUUCGGCGGCUAUCAUCACGACCUAGCCACGAUUUGUGUCAGAAUGAGAGCGGACAGACAAGCCCUUAUUGCAACCACUGAGGACAACAACAAUGUCGUGUUCCAUCUCAUUAUUCCUACUUACUAUCCAAUCGUGAUAGACACGCCUAUCGUAUUCGCUGCAGAGCUAUUUCCGCUCACUAUUACCGGAAGCCGACAUCGUGGCACGGAUCUCGUUUGGUUCAACCUCGAUGAACGCUCAAGAUUCCCGAGCCCACAACUCGAAUUCAUCGGUGUAUUGCAUUUGGCUGAGAAUAAUGUUGUGGGUUCGGCUGUGUAG
Fusarium odoratissimum NRRL 54006 is the source of this 720-nucleotide messenger RNA. RefSeq lists its product as uncharacterized. NCBI's taxonomy places the organism in Eukaryota, Fungi, Ascomycota, Sordariomycetes, Hypocreales, Nectriaceae. The transcript has 2 exons. The record is from RefSeq and is a predicted model, not a curated record. Bases 1 to 720 code for a protein of 239 amino acids.